Molecule: messenger RNA, 2707 nt
Organism: Plodia interpunctella (Indianmeal moth)
Lineage: Eukaryota; Metazoa; Arthropoda; Insecta; Lepidoptera; Pyralidae
Gene: Mapmodulin
Product: mapmodulin
Exons: 7
Coding region: 125-1042 (305 amino acids)
Cellular component (GO): nucleus
Molecular function (GO): histone binding
Source: RefSeq, a predicted model, not a curated record
ACGUCACUCGUGUAUCUAUAGUUUCCUUCUGUUUUGAAACCCAAGCUUGGUGAUAUAGUUGCUUGAGAAAUAUUGUAAAGGCGAUUAUAAGUGUAUUUAAGUGUAAAUCUAUAGAUUCGAUAAGAUGGAAAAGAGGGUCGCCUUAGAAUCCAGAGGAAGGAAUCCUUCACAGGUAAAGGAAUUAAAUUUGGACAAUUGCCGCAGCACCAGUAUUGUUGGCCUCACAGACAAGUAUGUCAACCUGGAAAUACUCAGUCUAAACAAUGUGGGACUAACAUCAUUGAAAGGUUUCCCACCGCUUCCCAAGUUAAGGAAACUUGAGCUUUCUGACAACAGAAUAUCUAAUGGGUUAAACUUCCUGAAUGGUUGCCCAAAACUGACACACCUGAAUCUAUCAGGAAAUAAAAUUAAGGACCUAGAGUCUCUGAAGCCAUUGGAGGAGUUCAAAAAUUUAAAGAAUCUUGACUUAUUCAAUAAUGAAGUAACAGGUUUAGAUGAUUACAGAAAUAAAGUCUUUGCAUUGCAUCCUUCACUUAAAUAUUUGGAUGGUUUUGACAAAGAUGACAGGGAAGCUGAUGACAGUGACGAGGAAGAAAGGGAGGAAGACGAGAUGAAUGGAAACAAUGACAGUGAAGAUGAUCUGAACAUAGAUUUGAGUCCUUUGGUGAUUGAUGAUAGUGUGUCUGAAAGGCCAGAUGAGAGCAGGACAACUUUGCCGAUGUUGCUAUACACCGUUUAUGGUCUCCUAUUCCACAUGGGGUAUCUAUUGAAAAGUUCUGAGGAGGAAGACGAUGAGGACGAGGAUAUAUCUCUGAGUGCAGUCUACAAGGACGAUCUCGAGGAAGAGAGCUCUGCAAGUUCAUUGUAUGAAGACGGGUCUGACAUCUCAGAGGAGGAGGACAUUGAUGAGGACGGAGAGGGAGAAAAUGAUGCAGACGGAGACCACAACAACAAAGUCCAAGAUGGAGAAGAUAAUGCAGACGGCGAACCCGAGGAGAGCACCCGGGGUAAAAAGCGGAAACACGAAGACGACGAGAACUGAGUGUUGCCUUAAGCGGAGUUAUCUUACUAGUUCGUAAGUGUACAGCGCUCCGAUGGUCGGACAAUAAGCAUCGGACACACCGCCCCACCUACCUCCACGCAUUAUUAGUUCUUACUUUCUUUUAGCAUUUUUGAUAACAUUUUUUGAUGUCUCUUCCUGUCUAUAAUGUUGACUCUAAAAUAACGGAUAUAUAACAUGCUUGAAAAAAAGUAAAUUAAAUAUAUUGUAUAUUUAGGCACGGUUUAUAAAAUAUGCUAUGCAUUAAAGACAGUCCUAAUUGCUUACACUUCUGAAUACACCAAUUUUAGAAAGAAGUCUUUGUAAAUUUAUAAGGAGCGAAACCUAGCAGCAGGUAUAUUUGUACUUUUGAUAUGUCUAGUAAUAGUAAUAUAUUCCCAGACACUGCUUUAUUAUAGUAAUAUAUCAAUAUACACUGCAGCAAUAAUGAUGCAAUGAAAUCCAUGAGUAUAGCACGUCUUACAUUUAUUUAUUCCUGAGCACCAAAUUCUAUAAAACGCAUCUCGUGCUCUCAUGGAAGUAAGAACUAGACAAAAUGGUGGGUGGUAGUGAGCUCCGCAAGUUGUCAUUCGUGAGAUUGGCCGCGUCUGCAAGAGGCUCAGCUUUCACUUAGCGUUAUGUCUCGAUAUCGAGCGGUUCUAAAAUGUUUUCUAUCAUUGAUUCAUGUUGAUGUCUAUUGUGUGAAAUCUGUAGUUUGUUGUCCGAGAGUUAAUGUUUCAAUUAAAUUGUUUAUGUAAUAAUCAUUUUUUAUUCUAUUGACAUGCUUAAUUUUAGUCUAAUCAUUGAAAUGGAAGUGCAUGAUUUUAGGAUUAAAUAGCUCUCAUUCUAAUCUACGAUUUCAAUGGAUUAUAUUAAUUAGCUAUAAGUAAAAGAGUGAAUGAUUCAUGCCCAGAUAUAAAACUUAAAUUUGAUGUGGGUUCCGCCUGUUAACGAUGACCAAAUUAGACUGAAAUGACAUAAUACAAAAUUUACAUACCACAAUAACUAAAAUGUCAAUUCCGUCUUGAAAUAUUUCAAAAUUAAUACAAAUGAGAAAUUGUGCGUUUAUUUUAGUUAAAAGUACAAGUGGAUUUAGAAAUGAAUGAAAGCUUCUAUUUCGUAUUUUACUAAUUAAAAAUAUUUUAACAAAACUUCGAUUUCUACCCAGUAACAAGUAUAUUAGCUACUGUACCUUGUGUUCGGGCAAUAACUUGUCAUAAGGAAGUAUAAUAAUUAGAUACAUUCAUGCAGAUAUGUUUUCCUCAAAGUGAAUGAUUGCGAUUUCUACCAAUGCAACGAUCUCGUCAAGAGUCUGCUAUAAGUUCGUAAUCUCACUAAUGAUAACUAAUAAAUUUAUCAAUUCCAGAGGGCGUAUAAUAUAAUCCGAUUUAUUAGAUCAAAUCUUUGACGUCUGACGAAUUCAGAGAGUAUUUUUCUACAAUCUUUUAAAACUAAAAGAGCGAUUUAUGCACUUAAAAUAUCAAUGAAAUGUUUGGUUGAUGCGUCAUGGUGAACGUGCCAGAUAUGUUGAGAAGAAUUUUAGUUAAUAAUUUUAUUAUAUUAUGUAAGUCAUUAAGUUUAAGUAAUUUACAACUUGGCCUGUUGAUAUAUAUUAUAUAAUCCUAUUAAGACUUUAUUUCUGGGAUUGUAAAAUAAAAGCUAAACAUA